Dichotomopilus funicola is the source of this 3048-nucleotide messenger RNA. Its product is annotated as P-loop containing nucleoside triphosphate hydrolase protein. Gene Ontology annotation, biological process: mRNA splicing, via spliceosome. NCBI's taxonomy places the organism in Eukaryota, Fungi, Ascomycota, Sordariomycetes, Sordariales, Chaetomiaceae. The transcript has a single exon. The record is from RefSeq and is a predicted model, not a curated record. Gene Ontology annotation, molecular function: ATP binding; 3'-5' RNA helicase activity; RNA binding. Gene Ontology annotation, cellular component: spliceosomal complex; intracellular anatomical structure. The coding region runs from base 1 to 3048 and encodes 1015 amino acids.
AUGCCUCGCGACUACGACGAUGACCGCUCAAACAAGCGGAGAAGACUCGACUUCAACCCGCUGCGCUCCGACGACCGAUUCGGCGACCUCCCAUCGCGCGGAUCCAACCGCGGCGGCAAUAACCAUGGCACCUUCCAAUCUCGAUCGUCCACUCCACGAGCCGGCUCACGGCUAGCUGGGGCCGCCACGCCCCGCCAGCGCGAGUUUGACGGGCCGGAACCGGGGUCCAACGACGACGCGACGAACGCGCUCGACCGCGACUGGUACGGCGGCGAUGACGAUCUGGGCGGACACACCUUCGGCGACGACACGCACAACCCCUUUGGGGAUGAGAGCGGGUGGGCGGCACAGGAACGCGAGGCGGCCAUGGUAGAGAAGAAGGUUGGGCAGUUUGCGUCUACGGGGCCCAUGAAUGCGCGGCAGAUGCAGAAACAAAAGGAUGUCGACGCGUGGGAGACAAAUCGGAUGUUGACGUCGGGCGUAGCGCAGCGGCGGGAUAUGGGCGGGGAUUUUGAAGAUGACCAGGAGGCGACGCGGGUGCAUUUGCUGGUGCAUGACCUGCGGCCGCCGUUUUUGGAUGGCCGGACGGUGUUUACCAAGCAGUUGGACCCCGUGCCGGCUGUGAGGGAUGCGCAGAGUGAUAUGGCGGUGUUUAGUAGGAAAGGGAGUAAAGUUGUGCGGGAUAGGCGGCAGCAGCGGGAGCGGGCGAAGCAGGCGCAGCAGGCGACUAAUGUGGCCGGGACAGCGCUGGGGAAUUUGAUGGGGGUCAAGGAUGAGGAUACGGAUAGCGCGUUACCGAUUGCGGCGGAGGAGAAGGGGGAGAAGAACGGAGAAGCUUCCACGCAGGGCCAGACACCGAGCAACAGCAACAAGUUCAGUGAGCAUCUGAAAAAGGCCGAGGGCGCGAGUAAUUUCAGCCAGAGCAAGACGCUGCGGGAACAGCGCGAGUUUCUGCCGGCGUUUGCGGUGCGGGAGGAGCUGCUACGGGUGAUCCGUGACAAUCAGGUGAUCAUUGUGGUGGGCGAGACGGGGUCCGGCAAGACGACGCAGCUGACACAAUUUUUGUUCGAGGACGGCUACGGCGAGACGGGCAUGAUCGGGUGUACGCAGCCCCGUCGCGUGGCGGCCAUGAGCGUGGCUAAGCGUGUGGCCGAGGAGAUGGAAGUCAAGCUGGGGAGUGCGGUGGGCUAUGCGAUCCGGUUCGAGGACUGCACGAGUAAGGAGACGGUUAUCAAGUACAUGACGGACGGUGUUCUGCUGCGGGAGUCACUGAACGAGCCGGAUCUGGACCGGUACUCGUGCAUCAUCAUGGACGAGGCGCACGAGCGCGCGCUGAACACGGAUGUGUUGAUGGGGCUGUUUAAAAAGAUUUUGCAGAGACGGCGGGAUCUCAAGCUCAUCGUCACGUCGGCCACGAUGAACUCGAAGCGGUUCUCUGACUUUUACGGCGGCGCGCCUGAGUUUACGAUUCCCGGCCGGACGUUCCCCGUGGACGUCAUGUUCCACCGCUCACCGGUCGAGGACUACGUCGACCAGGCGGUGCAGCAGGUCCUGGCCAUCCACGUGGGCAAGCCGGCCGGUGAUAUUUUAGUGUUUAUGACGGGCCAGGAGGACAUCGAGGUGACGUGCGAGCUGGUGCGCGAGCGGCUGGACGCCCUUAACGACCCCCCACAGCUCAGCAUCCUCCCCAUCUACAGCCAAAUGCCCGCGGACUUGCAGGCCAAGAUCUUUGACCGGGCGGCCCCGGGGGUCCGGAAGUGCAUUGUGGCGACCAACAUCGCCGAGACGAGUCUGACAGUCGACGGGAUCAUGUACGUGGUGGACGCUGGGUUUUCAAAGCUGAAGGUGUACAACCCGCGGAUGGGCAUGGACACGCUCCAGAUCACGCCCAUCUCGCAGGCCAACGCGUCGCAGCGAUCGGGUCGGGCUGGACGCACAGGACCGGGCCAAGCGUACCGACUGUUCACAGAAAAGGCGUUUCGCGAUGAGAUGUACAUCCAGACGAUUCCCGAGAUCCAGCGGACCAACCUGAGCAACACGGUGCUACUGCUCAAGUCGCUCGGCGUAAAGGACCUGCUCGACUUUGACUUCAUGGAUCCCCCCCCACAGGAUACGAUCACGACGUCACUGUUCGACCUGUGGGCGCUGGGGGCGUUGGACAACCUGGGCGAGCUGACAGAGUUGGGGCGCAAGAUGAACGCGUUCCCGAUGGACCCGUCGCUUGCGAAGCUGCUGAUCAUGUCGGAGGCGUACGGGUGCAGCGAGGAGAUGGUGACGAUCGUCUCGAUGCUGUCGGUCCCCAACGUGUUCUACCGGCCCAAGGAGCGGCAGGAAGAGUCGGAUGCGGCGCGCGAGAAGUUCUUCGUACCCGAGUCGGACCACCUGACGUACCUACACGUGUACACGCAGUGGCGGGCCAACGGGUACCACGACGGCUGGUGCAUCCGGCACUUCUUGCACUCCAAGUCGCUGCGGCGCGCCAAGGAGGUGCGCGACCAGCUGCUGGACAUCAUGAAGAUGCAGAACAUGGACAUGGUUAGCUGCGGCACCGACUGGGACGUCAUCCGCAAAUGUAUCUGCUCGGGCUACUACCACCAGGCCGCCAAGGUCAAAGGCAUCGGCGAGUACGUCAACCUGCGCACCAGCGUGACCGUCCAGCUGCACCCGACCAGCGCGCUGUACGGGCUGGGUUUCUUGCCGGACUAUGUCGUCUACCAUGAGCUGAUCUUGACGUCCAAGGAGUACAUGUCGACCGUCACGUCGGUCGACCCGCACUGGCUGGCCGACCUGGGCGGGGUGUUCUACUCGGUCAAGGAAAAGGGGUACUCGGCGCGCGAGAAGCGGAUUACCGAGACCGAGUUCAACCGCAAGAUGGAGAUUGAGGCGCAGAUGGCUGUGGAUAAGAAGCGGCACGAGGACGAAUUUGCCGCGGAGGAGGAGCUGGCGCAAAUCAGGAAGGCUAGGCCGAAGCUGGGGAAGGAUAAGAAGACUGUUACGUCUGGGGCGGUUGUCAAGCCGGUGCGGAAGAGGGCGGGGAGGGGAUUUUAA